CCACCGCCUAAGCGUGGCGCUGUUUUGUUGUCAUACUAUAACUGACUUUGUUUAUAAUUCAAAUUCAACAAUUACUUUGACUAAAAUGAAGACUGUUUCCACAAAUAACGUGGAACAUGAUAGAAUCCAUUCAAGUUUAAUUCAGCGUGAAACCCAGGAACGCAUUGCCAUCGCUGGCCUAACAACAGAGAUAUUAUCGAAACUCAACAUAUCCAUUGAAUCUUUACCUCAAAAAUGCCAGCAGUUACUCCAUCAGGCCGCCGAAACACAGCAAGCAUUGGAUAUCGAAGAACUAGACCCUAUCGUUAUAUCUCUACACCAAACAAAAGAACUGUCAGAAAAUCUAGAAGAUGAGUACGAGAUAUUAAAAUUAAAACAGAGAAAUAUGAAGUUGAAGCGCAAAUAG
This is a messenger RNA of Trichoplusia ni (cabbage looper), 406 nucleotides long. RefSeq lists its product as uncharacterized. Bases 86 to 406 code for a protein of 106 amino acids. The record is from RefSeq and is a predicted model, not a curated record. NCBI's taxonomy places the organism in Eukaryota, Metazoa, Arthropoda, Insecta, Lepidoptera, Noctuidae. The transcript is spliced from 2 exons.